Molecule: messenger RNA, 1684 nt
Organism: Orycteropus afer afer
Lineage: Eukaryota; Metazoa; Chordata; Mammalia; Tubulidentata; Orycteropodidae
Gene: KCNJ4
Product: potassium inwardly rectifying channel subfamily J member 4
Biological process (GO): regulation of monoatomic ion transmembrane transport; potassium ion import across plasma membrane
Cellular component (GO): plasma membrane
Molecular function (GO): inward rectifier potassium channel activity
Source: RefSeq, a predicted model, not a curated record
CAGCUUCCCAGGUGAGCACGCCGGCAUCAGGACAUGCACGGGCACAGCCGAAACGGGCAGGCCCACGUGCCCCGGCGGAAACGCCGUAACCGCUUCGUCAAGAAGAACGGCCAGUGCAACGUGUACUUCGCCAACCUGAGUAACAAGUCGCAGCGCUACAUGGCUGACAUCUUCACCACCUGCGUGGACACGCGUUGGCGCUACAUGCUCAUGAUCUUCUCCGCGGCCUUCCUCGUCUCCUGGCUCUUCUUCGGCCUCCUCUUCUGGUGCAUUGCCUUCUUCCACGGCGACCUGGAGGUCAGCCCAGCGGUGCCCGCAGCAGGCGCCCCGGCGGGCAGUGGUGGGGCAGCCCCGGUGGCCCCCAAACCGUGCAUCAUGCACGUCAACGGCUUCCUGGGAGCCUUUCUGUUCUCGGUGGAGACGCAGACCACCAUCGGCUACGGAUUCAGGUGCGUGACGGAGGAGUGCCCGCUGGCGGUCAUCGCCGUGGUGGUCCAGUCCAUUGUGGGCUGCGUCAUCGACUCCUUCAUGAUCGGCACCAUCAUGGCCAAGAUGGCACGUCCCAAGAAGCGGGCGCAGACGCUGCUGUUCAGCCACCACGCGGUCAUCUCGGUGCGUGACGGCAAGCUCUGCCUGAUGUGGCGCGUGGGCAAUUUACGCAAGAGCCACAUCGUGGAGGCCCAUGUGCGGGCCCAGCUCAUCAAGCCCUACAUGACCCAGGAGGGCGAGUACCUGCCGCUGGACCAGAGGGACCUCAACGUGGGCUAUGACAUCGGCCUGGACCGGAUCUUCCUGGUGUCGCCCAUCAUCAUCGUCCACGAGAUCGACGAGGACAGCCCACUCUAUGGGAUGGGCAAGGAGGAGCUGGAGUCAGAAGACUUCGAGAUCGUAGUCAUCCUCGAGGGCAUGGUGGAGGCCACCGCCAUGACCACCCAGGCCCGCAGCUCCUACCUGGCCAGCGAGAUCCUAUGGGGCCACCGCUUCGAACCGGUGGUCUUCGAGGAGAAGAGCCACUACAAGGUGGACUACUCGCGCUUCCACAAGACCUACGAGGUGGCUGGCACGCCCUGCUGCUCCGCCCGGGAGCUGCAGGAGAGUAAGAUCACCGUGCUGCCCGCCCCGCCACCCCCGCCCAGUGCCUUCUGCUAUGAGAACGAGCUGGCCCUCAUGAGCCAGGAGGAAGAGGAGAUGGAGGAGGAGGCGGCGGCCGCGGCUGCUGUGGCUGCGGGCCUGGGCCUGGAGGCGGGCUCCAAGGAGGAGGCGGGCAUCAUCCGGAUGCUGGAGUUUGGCAGUCACCUGGAUCUGGAGCGAAUGCAAGCCACACUCCCGCUGGACAACAUCUCCUACCGAAGGGAGUCCGCCAUCUGACCUCCAGGCCCGCCCUCUUUGCUUCCUGGGAGAGCCUCUGCCGGGGAUGGGAUGUCAGGACACCCCCGCCCACACUCAGGACAGAGCAGACUCUGGCUCAGGGCACCUUCUGGAGGGAGGCAGGGGCUUACAGGACUGGGAGACCCCUGCCUGCCAGCUCCAAAGCACAAGCUAGGAUGGGCCCAGGAGGCCCAGGACACCUUGUCAGCCCGGCUUCUCCAGCCCCUACCCACAGGAGGCUCUGGGACCCCAGGUCACCACCCUUUCCCCACCGACCCUUGGAGGACAUGCCCCUUUGCUCUCAGGACCUUGGGAA